Messenger RNA from Postia placenta MAD-698-R-SB12, 1644 nucleotides. RefSeq lists its product as hypothetical. The coding region runs from base 1 to 1389 and encodes 462 amino acids. The transcript is spliced from 7 exons. Gene Ontology annotation, molecular function: 2 iron, 2 sulfur cluster binding. The record is from RefSeq and is a predicted model, not a curated record. Lineage: Eukaryota; Fungi; Basidiomycota; Agaricomycetes; Polyporales; Adustoporiaceae.
AUGGAAGCAGAUUAUCUGCUAAUAUCUUCUCUCGAGACGCUGAAGUCGCAUCUCCGCUUUCUCCUCACGCUGCGCUCGAGAGAGGGACAUUACCGCUCUCUGAUACUUUUUCGCUUGUCGCUGGUUCAGAAUGGCGCCAGCAAGCCCAACGAAACGGAGUACGGCCAGCUCUAUGCAAUGGAGGCCAAUUGUCCUCACUUAGGUGCCGAUAUGUCGCAUGCCGAAAUUGAGGAAUGCGAUGCAGGCCUCGUGGCUGUCUGCCCUUGGCACCGUUACGAUUUUGACCUGCGUACAGGAGAGAGCGAGACUGGCCUCAAAGCCUGCACGUACGCUGUGCAGGUGCGCGUAGAUGAAGAUGGCAUACGCCGUGUUUGGGUAGAGACACCCGAGGACGGCACUGACUGGCGGCUCGUUGAGCUCAGACCCGUUUCAGAAGACUUUGCCGACCCCCCUCCUCCCCCAGAUUUGUCGCGUCUCACGAUCACAUCAUCUUCCGACGAUAGGUCGAUAUCUUCUCCGACAGAGCCUGUUGUACCUGUUGAGGGCGCUCCGACGACGCUGAUACAGUGGGCUGUCCUUAUCCUUAAUACCUCCAACCCAACCCUUAAGGUUGAACGCACUCGGCAUGCAGUGCAAUUAUUCCGCACUGGACAGCUCAAGACGAUCGGUCAUCGGUCGGCAACUGCACCUCGCCCUCCGGACGUUCCCCCUCGAGAAGACAGCUUUGCGCGCAAUAUGGUCGAUCCCGCCAAGGUGACUCAUCGCAAGAACAGGGCCGCCAUGCUUCAUGCCCUGGCAAACAUUGAGCAAUGGGCGAUUGAUUUAGCGUGGGACAUUAUAGCUAGAUACGGUCCCGCUCACCCCGACCUUCCGCCCGCGUUCUUCUCUGACUUCACCAAGAUGGCGUUGGAUGAGUCUAAGCACUUCUCGUUGCUUGUCGCACGGCUCGCGGCGCUCUCCCCCGGCACGCCAUAUGGGUCGCUUCCCGUACAUGCGGGUCUCUGGGACUCCGCGAGCGCGACUUUCAACUCACUGCGUGCAAGACUCGUGAUUAUCCACCUUGUGCACGAGGCGCGUGGGCUAGACGUGAACCCGGGCACGAUUGCGCGCUUCCGACGAGCGGGCGACGACGAGAGCGUGCGCGCGCUCGAGGUGAUCCAUCACGACGAGGUGACGCACGUCACGACCGGACACCGUUGGUUUACGUGGCUCUGCACGAAGCAGGGCGUUGAUCCGGUGCAGACAUUCAGGGACGAGGUACGGAGGUGUUGGAGGGGCGAUGUCAAAGGGCCCUUCAACGUGGAGGCUCGAGAGAUGGCGGGGCUCACGCCGCAAUUCUAUGAGGAUCUCAAGGGUGAAAUGCCGCUAGUGGAUCAGGCCAGUAAGUAAGGUUGUUGUGUGUGUCUCGUAGGCGAAUUACUGCUGGGUAGCCACACAACCAGUAAGUGUCGGUGUCGUAGAAACGCUCGCUGAAAUUUCAGGGAACAUCUCGUGUUCUACCCGUCAACUAAACAUCCUACCUGGAUCAGUGUUUUAUGUUACUGACACCUUUGUUACCUGUCAAGCACGCCUGUGUGUUGCACUGUAUUUCGGCGAUUGCAAGUAGUCGGCCCGGAAUUUUCAAUUUCGAUAGCACUCGUGUAU